Molecule: messenger RNA, 1309 nt
Organism: Colossoma macropomum (tambaqui)
Lineage: Eukaryota; Metazoa; Chordata; Actinopteri; Characiformes; Serrasalmidae
Product: scavenger receptor cysteine-rich type 1 protein M130-like
Exons: 4
Coding region: 290-1201 (303 amino acids)
Cellular component (GO): membrane
Source: RefSeq, a predicted model, not a curated record
AGAGCUGGGCUGUGGGCUUCCUGUGGAGGUGCUGGGAGCAGCUGCUUUUGGCAGAGGGGAGGGUCAGGUGUGGUCAGAGGUGCUUAAUUGUAGAGGCAACGAAUCUGAGAUUUACUUCUGCCCAAAAUCAUCUUCACUCAAAUCCAACUGCUCCCAUGACAGUGAUGUGGGUCUAGUGUGUUCUGGUCACACUCAGGCUCAGCUGGUGAACGGCUCUGACUCCUGUUCUGGUCAAGUGGAGCUCCAGUACCUCAGUGAGUGGGGCACAGUGUGUGAUGUAAGCUGGGAUAUGAGAGCUGCCAGUGUCAUCUGUGGUCAGCUGAAGUGUGGGAGUGCUGUUGCUGUGUUGGGGUCAGACUGGUUUGGGGAGGGGAGUGGCCAGAUCUGGGCUGAUGUGUUUGAUUGUCAGGGGAACGAAACACACCUGUCAAAAUGUCCUGUUUCAUCAUGGAGUCGAACUGCAUGCUCUCAUAAACAGGAUGCUGGAGUCAUCUGCAGUGGUUCCUCUCUGGCGUUUCAUGAGGGGCGAGUGCGGUUGUCUGGAGGGAUGGAGUGUGAGGGGGAGGUGGAGGUGUACCUCAAGCAGGACUGGAGGAGAGUUCUGCUGGACUCCUGGAGUGAGUCUGAGGCCUCUGUGCUCUGCAGACAGCUGGGUUGUGGCUCUGUGAUCAACUUCUCCAGCUCUUCUACAUCCAAUCCUGAUCACAGUCACAUGUGUGUGACAGGUUUCAAUUGUUCUGGGAGUGAAGCUCAUCUGGGGAACUGCAGUAGUGCACAUGCAGUCAACUGCAGCUCCAGAGAACAGCUCUCAAUCACCUGCUCUGGUAAGUUUAAUUCAGCUCACAGCUCCAUCAGGCUGGUUGGUUCUGGGGGAGACUGUGCAGGAAGGCUGGAGGUUUUCCACAGCGGUUCAUGGGGGACAGUGAGUGAUGACUUGUGGGAUAUUAAGGAUGCGCAGGUGGUGUGCAGACAGCUUCAGUGUGGUGUGGCCCUCAGUGCUCCAGUACCAGCCCAGUUUGGACCUGGAACUGGACCCAUAUGGCUGAAUGAGGUGGAAUGUGAGGGGAACGAGACGUCCCUGUGGAACUGCGGAUUUCAGCUGUGUGAAGAGGAUGAAUGUGGACACAAGAACGAUGUAGGGGUUGUGUGCUCAGGUAAAGUGAUAUUAAGGAAGUUAACAUUAGCAUUAUGUUUCAAGUAAUUUCUUCAGGAAAUACUAGAUAUUGAAGAUUUAAUGAAUUUAGGAAUUAUAUUUAAAAGAAUAUAUAAAUUAAUAAAUAUAUUAAUAAAAAAUAAAAAAAAAGCUGAA